Messenger RNA from Gigantopelta aegis, 9601 nucleotides. RefSeq lists its product as uncharacterized. Gene Ontology annotation, biological process: microtubule cytoskeleton organization. The record is from RefSeq and is a predicted model, not a curated record. Gene Ontology annotation, molecular function: microtubule binding; calmodulin binding. Gene Ontology annotation, cellular component: microtubule. NCBI's taxonomy places the organism in Eukaryota, Metazoa, Mollusca, Gastropoda, Neomphalida, Peltospiridae. The transcript is spliced from 16 exons. The coding region runs from base 305 to 7669 and encodes 2454 amino acids.
GAGGGGGAAAUGUUUCAUAACUAUUUGUUGAUUAAGCUUUCUAAAGAUAAACAAAAUAAUUAAAAAAGUAUUUUAAAAACUAAUUAAUCUCCACUUAUGAGAGACAUAUUCUGAGCUGAUAGACAAUAUGUCAUUUGGUAUAUCCAUAUUUUACAACAGCUAGUCACUAUAAUUAUUUACAACACAGACACGCAAUUAAGUCCGUUUGUAAUUUACCAUCAAACAGAGACACCUUGACCAGCUGAAUAUCCCUAAUUCUGUACUGGCAUGAAUUCACUGAAAGUUGGAUUUUAAAACUGUCAAAAUGUUGAAAAAAGAAGUCCCCUGGAUCGCGGACGGAUAUCACUGCCAAAUAUUGCAGACGAAAAAAGCAACAGUUUAUCCCAGUUCUGGAGAUUGUUAUAACCUACGUGACAGAGAUCUGCCAGACUCGUACACACAGUACAAACGUCGUUCGGACAGUAACUUUUCAAGACAGCGCGUGCGGAGCGCAAGAGACAGACUCUCCCAGAACGAGGCUGAGCAGGAUGGCAAGAUAAUCGCGUCGAGACCGAGCAGCGCGCGACUGACAUCAGGCGCACGCGCGAUCCCAUCACGUCGAAUUAGACGGACCGGGUCUCAGACACGACCCCGCAGCCCGUCAGAAGACGGCGAUCUGAGGUAUGGAGCUAGUUCUCACCACCACCCAACUGAACUGAAUCACUGUGUGAACAGACACGCCAAGGUUCUUCAUUUCGCACGUAUUAAUGACGAAUUACAUGCUGGGUACCCCACUCCCGCGUGUGUUCACCCGUCCUGUCGCCCCAAUAACCUGUGUAAAGUUCCGUCUGCCAUACUGAAACUGAAGCACCGAGGUUUUCCUUCUGUGCGAGAUCUGAGGCAGAGGAUAAUGCGUUCAAUACGAAACCAGCCAUACAGGAGUUCUGUGUCUUUCGUUCACAGACAGCGCAUUGUGAAGUCACGUUCUGCAGAACGACAGAGUCACUGGCGAGAGUCAGCUGAACCAAGUCACACAAGUGAGCAUUUAGCAUACAGCCACCAGCUUACGCGGACAUCUCUUACAGAAAGCCACAACGUCGAGUGUUCACGAAUGCCCAGGCAAAAGAGAACAUCUUUUGUUCAAAGAAACAUGACCGAUAGAUUAUCCUGUAUUCCAAAAUACCUGCUCGAAACUCCGUAUUCUGUAUGCAAGCACUUGUUUGAACAUGCAUCGCAUGUGCAACGUCAACGUGACGAAAGUCCGGAUUCUGUACGAAAACAAAUAUAUGAAAGUGCACGUUUUAUAAGACAGCAAUUGGAUAUAAGUCCAUUUUCUGAACGAUGCCACCUCAAUGCCAAGUCGUUUGUAUUACUUCACCAGCAUGAUACUUCAUCUGUAUCCGACCAACCACAUGAAAAUUCAUAUAUAUUGGAACGACAGGAUGAUAGUUUAUCUGUAUCCGACCAACCACAUGAUAGUUUAUCUGUAUCGAAACAUCCGCUUCAUAGUGUAUCUAUAUCGGACCACCCGCAUGAUAAUUCAUCUGUAUCUGACCAACCAUAUGAUAGUUUAUCUGUAUCAGACCAUCUGCCUUAUAAUUUGUCUGUAUUCAACCAACAGCAUGAUAAUUUAUCUGUAUCCGACCAACAGCAUGAUAAUUUAUCUGUAUCUGACCAAACACAUGCUAACUCAACCGUAUCAGACCAUCUGCAUGAUCGUUUAUCUAUAACGGACCAUGCACAUGAUCGCCCAUCUUCUAUGAAGACCCAUGUGCAUGACAUUCCACCUGAACGAUGCCACCUCAAUGUCAAGUCGUCUGUAUUACUUCACCUGCAUGGUACUUCAUAUGUAUCCGACCAAGCACAUGACAAUUCAUAUGUAUCGGACCAACAGGAUGAUAGUUUAUCUGUAUCCGACCAACCACAUGGUAGUUUAUCUGUAUCAGAACAUCCACUUGAUAGUGUAUCUAUAUCGGACCACUCGCAUGAUAAUUCAUCUGUAUCUGACCAACCACAUGGUAGUUUAUCUGUAUCAGACCAUCUGCAUUAUAAUAUAUCUGUAUCAGACCAACCACAUGAUAAUUCAACCGUAUCAGACCAUCUGCAUGAUAGUUUAUCUAUAUCGGACCCCGCACAUGAUCGUCCAUCUUCUAUGGACACCCAUGUGCAUGACAAGUCACCUGUUAUAGGUUGUGACUCACACGAGAGUAUGCUUUCUGUACAAAGCAACGUUGUCUAUAGUCGAUCGUAUGUAAGGAAGCAGCUGCCGGGCGGUUCUCCAGUGUCAACGCGCAUGCCUAAGACACACUUGUCUAAACACGAGGACGUGUACGAGAUUUCUUCUUCGAGACCAAGCGACAUAAAGGAGACUUCGUGUUCUGUCCGAGAAGAAGUGGCCGAGCGGUCAGCGUCUACCUCAGACCACCUGUAUGACGGCUUAUCUUUGGAAAGAGACUCGACGUACGAGAGAUCAGCGUCCACAACAAACCAUCAACACAAAAGUUCAUCUCCUCUACUAAUACAGAUAGGUAGUAGUUCGACGUGCACUGAAAUCGAUUUGCUCAAGACUUUACAUUCUGUAAGGAACAACAUGGAAGACAGUUCAGUUUCUGUACCAAACCGACUACAGGAGAGUUCAGUUUCUGUACUAAACCAACUGCAGGGGAGUUCAGUUUCUGUACCAAACCAGCUUGACAAGAGUUCAGUUUCUGUACCGGACCAGCUUAACAAGAGUUCAGUUUCUGUACCAAACCAACUACAGGAGAGUUCAGUUUCUGUACCAAACCAUGUACAGGAGAGUUCAGUUUCUGUACAAAACCAGCAGCACAAGAAUUCAGUUUCUGUACCAAACCAACUACAGGAUAGUUCAGUUUCUGUACCAAACCAACUACAGGAUAGUUCAGUUUCUGUACCAAACCAACUACAGGGGAGUUCAGUUUCUGUACCAAACCAACUGCAGGAGAGUUCAGUUUCUGUAUCUAACCAACUACAGGGGAGUUCAGUUUCUGUACCAAACCAACUGCAGGAUAGUUCAGUUUCUGUACCAAACCAACUACAGGGGAGUUCAGUUUCUGUACCAAACCAACUGCAGGAUAGUUCAGUUUUUGUACCAAACCAACUACAGGGGAGUUCAGUUUCUGUACCAAACCAACUGCAGGGGAGUUCAGUUUCUGUACCAAACCAACUACAGGGAAGUUCAGUUUCUGUACCAAACCAACUACAGGGGAGUUCAGUUUCUGUACCAAACCAACUACAGGAUAGUUCAGUUUCUGUACCAAACCAACUACAGGAUAGUUCAGUUUGUGUACCAAACCAAGUACAGGGGAGUUCAGUUUGUGUACUAAACCAACUACAGGAUAGUUCAGUUUGUGUACCAAAUCAACUACAGGAUAGUUCAGUUUCUGUACCAAACCAACUACAGGAUAGUUCAGUUUGUGUACCAAACCAACUACAGGAUAGUUCAGUUUCUGUACCAAAUGUGCUGCGCAAGCGUUCAGCUUCGGUACCAAACCAGCUCCGGGAGAGUUCAGCUUCUGUACGAAACCAGCCGCCCAAGAGUUCAGCUUCUGUACCAAACCAACUGCAGGUUAGUUCAAUUUCUGUACCAAAUCACUUGGUCAAGAGUUCACUUUCUGUACCAAACCACCUGCUCAAGAAUUCAGUUACCAUACCAAGACAGCUGCAUGAGAGUUCAUAUUCUGUACCAAACCAAGUGCGCGAGAUUACAAUUGUUGUACCAUGUCAGCUUCAUCAAAGAUCACCCUCUGUACCAAACCUCCUGCCCGAGAAUAUAAUUUCAACAAGAAGCCACUCACGCGAGGGUUCAGCUUCUGUACAAAACGAGUCGCGAGAAAAUGUAGCUUCUAUGCCAAGCCAAGACAGUUUGUUUUCUGUUGGAAGCUAUUUGCAAGAGAGUUCAGAGCUUAUAUCAAAGAGUCUGCCAGAUUGUUCGGGAAACCUCUUGGUAGCAAAGGACGCACCCGAGUGUACAUGCUCCCUAAGAGAUCGCCUGCAGGGGAUUUCAUCAUCUAUACCAAGCCAGCUGCAUGAGCAUUCUUGUAAUCUCAGAAACCUCAAGAAUGAGGCUUCAUCUUUUUUACCAAAUCAGCUGGGUGAGUGUUCAACGUAUUUUGUAAACCAAGUGUACCCAAAUUCAUCUUCUUUACCAAACCAAGUCCACAAGGCUUCAUCUUCUUUACUUAAUCAACUCCACAAGGGUUCCGCGUCUUUACCUAAUCAACUCCUCAAGGGCUCAGCAUCUUUACCAAAUCAACUGCUUGAGUGUUCGUGUUCCCUCAGAAACUGCUUGCCCGAUAUUUUCAUGUCUAUACCAAGAUGCCUGCAUCAGCGUUCCUGUCCUGUAAGAAGCAAACUGGCCGAAAGUCCAUCCGUGUCGAGCCAUAUACACGAGGGUUCAACGUCUUUACUAAACCAACAGCACCGACAUUCAUGUCCUCUCAUAACCCAGUUGCCCAAAACUUCGGCUUCUGUACCAUGUCAGCUGCACGAGGGUUCAGAUUCAGUACGAAGUCGUUUGCCUGAGAGUUCAGCGUCCGUACCAAGUUACUUGCCCGAGAGUUCAGAUUCAGUACCAAGUCACUUGCCUGAAAGUUCAGAUUCUGUACCAAGUCACUUGCCUGAGAGUUCAGAUUCUGUACCAAGUCACUUGCCCGAGAUUUCAGAUUCAGUACGAAGUCACUUGCCCGAGAGUUCAGAUUCAGUACCAAGUCACUUGCCCAAGAGAUCAGAUUCAGUACGAAGUCACUUGCCCGAGAUUUCAGAUUCAGUACGAAGUCAUUUGCCCGAGAUUUCAGAUUCAGUACGAAGUCACUUGCCCAAGAAAUCAGAUUCAGUACGAAGUCACUUGCCCAAGAAAUCAGAUUCAGUACCAAGUCACUUGCCCAAGAAAUCAGAUUCAGUACGAAGUCACUUGCCCGAGAUUUCAGAUUCAGUACGAAGUAAUUUGCCCGAGAGAUCAGAUUCAGUACCAAGUCACUUGCCCAAAAGUUCAGAUUCAGUACGAAGUCACUUGCCCGAGAGUUCAGAUUCAGUACGAAGUCACUUGCCCGAGAGUUCAGAUUCUGUACGAAGUCACUUGCCCGAGAUUUCAGAUUCAGUACUAAGUCACUUGCCCAAGAGAUCAGAUUCAGUACGAAGUCACUUGCCCAAGAGUUCAGAUUCAGUACGAAGUCACUUGCCCGAGAGUUCAGAUUCAGUACGAAGUCACUUGCCCGAGAUUUCAGAUUCUGUACGAAGUCAGUUGCCCAAGAGAUCAGAUUCAGUACGAAGUCAUUUGCCCGAGAGUUCAGAUUCAGUACGAAGUCACUUGCCCGAGAUUUCAGAUUCUGUACCAAGUCACUUGCCCGAGAGUUCAGAUUCAGUACGAAGUCACCUGCCAGAGAGUUCAGAUUCUGUACGAAGUCACCUGCUUGAGAGGUCAGCUUCUGUACAAAGUCACUUGCCCAAGAGUUCAGAUUCUGUAUCAAGUCACUUGCCCAAGAGUUCAGAUUCUGUACGAAGUCACCUGCCCAAGAGUUCAGAUUCUGUACCAAGUCACCUGCCAGAGAGUUCAGAUUCAGUACGAAGUCAGCUGCUUGAGAGGUCAGCUUCUGUACAAAGUCACUUGCUCAAGAGUUCAGAUUCUGUACCAAGUCACUUGCCCAAGAGUUCAGAUUCUGUACCAAGUCACUUUCCUGGGAGUUCAGCUUCUGUACAAGACCACGUGUCCGAGAGUUCAGCUUCUGUACCAAGUCACCUACCUGAAAUUUUAGCUUCUUCACAAGACAGCGUGUCCGAUAGUUCAUCUUCUGUACCAAGUCUCCUGCCCGAGAGUUGGGCUUCUGUACCAAGUCACUUGCUCGAGAUUUCAGCUUCUGUAGAAGACCACGUGUUCGAGAGAUUGUCUUCUGGUGGAAGUGACGUGCACAAACGUCCAUCAUCUGUUGGGAAAGAGAGUCUGUCCUCUGAUCGAGACCACCUGCUAAAUGACGCACCACAGACAUCCCUCGAGACGAAAGUCUCCGAAGGUUCACCAAGCUACACAAGUUUCGUCAAGUUGGCGGAACUACAUGAACGAAGUCUUUCGUACAUCGAGGUAGAGGGUCACGCCCAGGAUGGUGUUGCUGGUGCCGGUGUUGGUGCUGGUGUUGGUGCUGGUGUUGGUGUUGAUGCCGGUGUUGGUGGUGGAUACGAUAAACACGAACAACGCCAACCGCUGGAUACAUUCGAAAAGCGCAGACUCAAAAGGGGCAGUGGGGGAACCGAGGGAAGACCCAACACACCUAUUGUUGGCAGUGACCAGGAGAAUGAAGACUGGCUCGUCAAAUUGGGUCAACGUAAAUCAAAUAUGUAUGGUAGCGGUGUCAGAGGCGUCACUGGCAAUACAACCGAAGAUAUGUAUGGUAGCGGUGUCAGAGGCGUCACUGGCAAUACAACCGAAGAUAUGUAUGGUAGCGGUGUCAGAGGCGUCACUGGCAAUACAACCGAAGAUAUGUAUGGUAGCGGUGUCAGAGGCGUCACUGGCAAUACAACCGAAGGUGUGAAAGGUGACGCUGCCGGCAGCGAUAACAGGCGUGCCUCGUUAAGACCCAAGACACCGCAUCGUCGUAAAUCGAUGCAAAGGUCACCCGACCAAAAGGGCAGCAGUUCCGGAGAAAAUCAGACUGGAUCGAAGCGGACGAAACAUGUCGGGCCGAGAGCCUCGUCUUCAGGCACCAAGUGUCAGUUAAAGAAGAAGGGCGGCAUGGCGGGGCUGAGGACGGACAGCAGAGGCAACGUCGUUGAGGACGCUGCAGGGCGUCGCGUCACAGGUGUGGACGGUGACGACACGGAUGGCGCCAGGGGUGACGUCACGCCGGAGAUGACGGGGAAUGCGUCGCGGGAGCUGUCCAAGGGCAUCAACAAGGACGAGUUGGAUGAUUACGAGUUCGUCCUUAUGCAAGACAGUAAUCUAUCAGUCAGUUCACUUGUUCCCGGAUUACCGAGUGUUCCCAGUGACACAGGAAAAGAUGUGACAGAUAAAGCCCAUGGGAAGGCUAACUCGUUUUUUCCAUAUGAAUGUGGAAUGCGAGUAAAUGGACUGCACAACGCUAAGGUUGACAACUCUGGGUCUGAUAUCGAAGUGUAUCUGUUAGAGAUGGGGGAUGAACCGGUCCAGGUAUACUCCAAGACCCAGGUUCCGCGGCCCGGCACCUGGAUAGACUGCAGAUUGGCUUUGUCGCAACAGUCGAGUCGCUUCACGCUGCCGAUGGACAUGAGAGAUCUCGAAAACAUGACACCGGAGCAGUAUCUCACGGAUUACUGUAUCGUGACUUCUAGGAGACUGAAUCUCUACAAGAAAGUGUUUUUCAGGAUGAAGAACAACAGGACGGGGGCCAUCGAUUUUAAGGACCUGGAGCGCUCGCUGAAGGCGGUGCUGGUAAACACGAUUACGUCAGAGCACGUGAAGAAGCUGUAUAAGAUGUUGAACGUGACCGUGGACUCGCACGUGGACACCAAGUUCUUCUGCGGGAUCGCGGCCUUCGCCGAGCGGAUGUUGUACCCCGAGUUCAUCACGGAGGAGACGGUGGAUCUGACUCAGUACCAGAGAGAUAAGAUCGAGUGUGCGGACUUCUGUGCGCUAGACUGGAAGAUGCGCGGCAUUGACGUCAACCCUCUGGUGAAGAACAUGCUCAAGAUGUUGGAUCAGUAACAGUCGAUUCCAGGAGAUGGUUUAAUAAUAUCUCUUUAUUUUACAACUCGUGAAGAAGAUGCAAUAUAUUUUUAUCGUGUGACGUCAUUGUCACAAGUUGUUACCCAGAGCCUGUUUUUAAAAGUACAUGUUAGUAAUUGGCUUUCUUUUAGAAAGCAAUAUAUUCAUAUGCUUGGUUAGGCUGAAGUACAGUACAGUUUUGAAAAUACCAUAACGACUCGAAGAAGUAAAGUCGCCAAAAGCAAAACUAAUAAUACUAGUAGGAGAUAAAACCCAACACAAAUUUCAUAUAGCCUGGUUUGAAAUAAUGAACAAAAAAACCCCUCUUAACAACAUGAUAUUAAGUAUUGUAUUGUAGUGUCCUCGGUGGUUGGUGUUUUCAGCUUUUAAUAUUGUUUGCACUCUGUAAGGAAGCCGGUUCAGAUUAGGCUAAAAUGGUCAACAACAAUCUAUGUCACACUUAUGGAUUUAUUUACGUUUUGAAUCCAUGAAUGUUUUCCUAAAAAAGUGUUUAUAUAUUAGCCUAAAGAUAAAACAAAAUUACACGGGCAGAAAAGAACACACACGAACACAUUUUGGACAUUAUUUUAAAGGAGGGUCAAUUUUUCCUUCCGUUGCUUUAUACAUUUCGUACGCCUUCGCAAAUCAUAAAAUAUAUGUUACAUUUUAAAGAACUUUUAUCAAUAUUAUGUCAUUCCACACGCUGCCUUUAAGCAAACUAUUAUUUAUUUUCUUUGCAAUCUAUGAAUGUUUGACCAAGACAAUAUUUAGUGAUUGUGACACUAGUUGUAUUUGAUAUAUGUGUAUAUAUUGAACACAGACUGGGUUGUAUUUGAUACACUGAACACAGGCUGAGCGUGGACGUCAUUGUUUGGAUAAUCAAAAUAAUCGCACAUGGUAACAGUAACACGUAUAUCGUUUUCAUUGGUCACAGAGAUCCGUCGUCUGCCUAGAUGUAACACGUGUAUCAUUUUCAUUGGUCACAGAUAUCCGUCGUCUGUCUGGCUGCAACACGUGUAUCGUUUUUCAUUGGUCACAGAGCUCCGUCGUCUGCCUAUAUGUAUCACGUGUAUCGUUUUCAUUGGUCACAAAGAUCCGUCGUCUGUCUGGCUGUCAUACGUAUAUCGUUUUCAUUGGUCACAGAGAUCGGUCGUCUGUCUGGCUGUCAUACGUAUAUCGUUUUCAUUGGUGAUAGAGAUCGGUCGUCUGACUGGCUGUAACACGUGUAUCGUUUUCAUUGGUCACAGAGAUCGGUCGUCUGACUAGCUGUAACACGUGUAUCGUUUUCAUUGGUCACAGAGAUCGGACAUCUGCCGGGCUGUAACACGUGUCAUACACGUCACGCUCGUCUGGCUCAUAUGCAAAUUGCGUUGUACUGACUUUGUGUCAGUAACAAAAUGCUCGUGUGUCAAAUGAAUUCAUGUAGUUGUGGUCGCCAUUUGGGGUCAAACUGGGAAGAAAAAUCCUGAUGGAUCUCGGUUACACGUAAUGAUUUAUUUAUUUGAGCGUUACAGUUUAACAGACUGCCAGAAGUGCAGUCCUUGAAUUGGAGUCACUUAGGGAAGACAACUUUGGAAAGGAAAAAUAGUUUGAAAGUUGAGUCGCGCUGUUUGUAGUUUCUGACCAGUUAAUUUGUGAUGAAUUUCAAAAUAUGCCGUAUAAUAAUUAAAAAAAAAAAAAAAUGAAGGCUAUGGAGGAAGGUGUUGGAGGGUUAAGCAGUAUUGUAAAACGUUAUUGUGGAUAUAAAAUAAAACACAAAGGGUUAACACUUUUUUAAUGAACGUAUAUACGUAACAAAACAUAAACCUUUACAAUAUGCAAUCAUCCUAAAUUCAACCUUGUCUAAGUUAUUAUAAUAUCACUUCACCGACAUUAUUUCAUACAUGAAACAAUCAUCAACUUGUUAUUUUGUCAUUAAAACAUUUAUCAAUA